GCUAAAUUCCAUUCCUUUUCCCAACAAUCUUUCAAAUUAUGCAUUCGUUUCUGGUAGCCGCAUUUCUCGCCACUAUCUUCGCUGCCUCAACAGAGGCAACUUCCUGCAACGCUACUUCGCAUUGCCCUGCUUCUGCCCCCUGCUGCAGUGAAUUUGGAUUCUGCGGCACGAAUGAUUUUUGCCUUGGUGGAUGUAAUCCUUUCGCCUCUAACGCCGUGAAUUCCUGCAGACCGGACCCUAUCUGCACGGACAAAACGCAUACAUUCGCCGAUAAUUCUCGAAUUCUCUCCAAUGCGACCUUUUUCGAUGGUAAUGCUUCUGCCUACGAUUGGGUUGUCGACAAAGGCAACAUCAUGAACACGAACUCCUCAGGCGGCGAGCUAGCCUUACUUCUGACACAGGCCAAUGGCGGAACUAGAAUCUCAUCGACGCGUUAUCUGCAUUAUGGGACUGUCACUGCCAAAAUCAAAACAGGUCGUUGGGCUGGUGUCGUCACAGCAUUCAUCACAAUGAGCGACAUCAAAGAUGAGAUUGACUGGGAGUUCCCUGGAGCCGCAACUACCGAGGGCCAGACCAACUACUUCUGGCAGGGGGUGAUCCCGACGGGAAAGAACAACGGUGGUACCUCAACUGGCCUCACAGACACGUUCACCAACUAUCAUUCCUAUACGAUCGACUGGCAGCCAGAUGCUUUGACAUUUUCCAUCGAUGGCGGCGUGGUACGCACCGUCAAGAAGUCUGAUACCGUCAAUGCCACAACUGGUAUCGCUCAGUACCCAACGACACCUGCUCGCGUCCAACUUUCCCUUUGGCCAGCCGGCAUCUCUAGCAGCCCCCCAGGCACCGUUACAUGGGCUGGAGGUAUGAUCAACUGGGACGACCCGGACUACAAAUCAGCUGGCCAUUUCUACGCCCUUGUGAAAGAAGUUGACGUCAAGUGCGCAAACCUCCAAACAGGACCCAAUCUCACGUCAUAUGUAUACGACGCAAACGCUACAAGCAACUCUCCUGUCGUCGAUUAUACAAAUCGCUCGACACUGCUUAACGGGGCUGGCCCCGUUGUAGCAUUGGGUGGUGCCCAAAACAUGAUCGUUCUUGUGACGUCCCUUUUCGUACUCUUCUUCCACGUUCUAUGAUCAAUUUGUAGCCUUUGCUUGCCAAUAUACCCCUAGACACAGAGAGAAUGAGAUGCGUAAUUCAUUUAUAUCUAUGUACAGGUUACAACCUAACCCACUUGAAAUAAUAAUGAUACAUUGACCUAC
Laccaria bicolor S238N-H82 is the source of this 1262-nucleotide messenger RNA. RefSeq names its product glycoside hydrolase family 16 protein. The coding region runs from base 39 to 1136 and encodes 365 amino acids. Gene Ontology annotation, molecular function: glycosyltransferase activity; hydrolase activity, hydrolyzing O-glycosyl compounds. Gene Ontology annotation, biological process: carbohydrate metabolic process; fungal-type cell wall organization. The record is from RefSeq and is a predicted model, not a curated record. NCBI's taxonomy places the organism in Eukaryota, Fungi, Basidiomycota, Agaricomycetes, Agaricales, Hydnangiaceae. The transcript is spliced from 12 exons. Gene Ontology annotation, cellular component: fungal-type cell wall.